AGUUACUCCGGAGCAACCCAAAAUAGGUUUACAAGUCAAAAACUGAAAAACAACAAUGACAAUGCUAAGAUUCUCAAGUGAAAUGCCCUAAAACUUGGGCGACCUCAAUCCAAAGAAACAAAACAUAAAACACCAUUCUUGAGUUUCCGAGUAUACUCAUUAAGACAUGAAGUAAGACAAGAAUAUUAAAUGGUUCUAUCUCAUUACCCAGAUCCUGCUGACAUCUUCAAGAUUCUCCCGACUGCUCUCCUCGGGCAACCUCCUCUUGGUGGAUGCGUUCUCUUCCCCUCUCUUCACCUUGUGAGUGAGAAGGGGCCAGUCUCGUCGUUACUUCCUAAGGUCUUUACCCUAGGCAAACUCCCUACUAAACAUGUUAUUAGAGUUUCCUUCCAAGCGCGAUAACCGUUCUCACUUUCUGCUCUUAAAUAAUCAUUCUCUCUACUAGCUUAUAGAAGUCCUCUACUUCUAUACUGAACUCGUAGGAGUUCUCUAUUUCUAUCCUUAACUCAUACACCAACACUAGGGACCACCGCAUUACGUACUACCGUCUGGUGUCCCUACCCUAGUAUGCUAGUCGCGUUACGUCCCGUCGUCCGGUUGCAUACCCAGCUCGGCAAUGACACUGCGUUACGUCUCGCCAUCCAGUCCAUGCCCGGUCAACUACUGCGCUACGUCUCGUCGUCCAGUAGUGACCCCGACAUACUCGAUCAACUGAUGCGUUACAUCUCGCCCUCUAGCAGUGAUCCAACCAUCUACUGCGUCCAGUAGUGGCCCAACCGUCCGGGGUUUAUCUUACCACUAACCAUACAUUCAUACAUAGCACAACGUGUGCCCCCACCCAUAAGUAGGCGGUGGGAUGGCUCACACACAUAUCGCGCAUAACUAAAUAAUAACUUGAACGAAAAGCAUAAACUAAAAGACCUACGACAGAUUUUACCCCCUUACACUUAUCUCGAAUAGAUGACUCCACGAUUCCUUCCUCGAAGAAAUCCCCCCUUAGCCGGAUUAUCUUGGAAAACCUAUUAAUAAGAAUCCAUUUUCUUAGACGACCUUUCUCAAUUUAAAGCCCUUUUUAUAUACCAAAACAACCUCUCCUCAAAGUCCCAUCCUCAAACCUCCUUCCAAAGAUUCCUUAACCUACUUUAAAAAUUUUCUAGAAGUAAUCCCUUCAAAACAGACCUUUUUUCCUAAUUAAUUUCGUCUUGGACGAAUUUUCCACCUAGCCUGAAGCUUCUUAAAAAUUCGAAGAAAACUUUUCCCAUGUCAAUCAUGAGAACAUACACCCUGGAAAAUUAUCGAACUCCUAAAACCUCAUCGACAAGAUUUUUAAUUAAUUGAAAUAAAAGUUCGUCCAAUUUCUGAAAAUAGUAGUAUGUCUUCAAAUAUCCCCAAAUUAAAUUACUGUUAUCUCCUACACCACCCUCAAUUUAUAAAAUUGUUAAACCCAGAAACCAACACCCAUAGAGGCUUGAAAAAAUUUAAAUAUAUAAAAACACGUUUCUGAAAAUUCCCUGCAGCUUUAGUGACCACCAAAAUCUGUCACUAAUAGCCGGUAAAAUCUGUUGCUAAAACCCCAGAAUUGCACUCUCACAAAAAAUGACCAAAUCGAUCGAUCUAACUCAAAAAGAUCGAGUUCCCUUACCUCUAGAACGUGUCUAGGUUCAGAUUCAAUGACCUUGGCCACCGAUUAAACCUCGAUUCCUUGCCGUUAAGCUUUUGGACGAUUGAGAAUACUAGUUGGCUCGAUCCCUCAGCUGUUGCGCGAGACCGAGAAGGGGAAAGGGGCUGCUGGUUAUGGUUUGAGUUGUGGUUGCUGGGAACACCACAAUCAGGCGGCGGAGGUUUAGUUUUCGUGUGGGGGGGAUUAUUAGUGUGGGGAAGGGAAGGGUUAGUGAGAGAGCGCUCGGUAGGUAUACAUAUUUUUUACAAUAAUAUUAUAAUAGCUAUUAUAAUUAUUUCUAUUCCGUAGUUGCAAUUUUUAGUACGUAACCGUCAGUCCAACCGAUCAUUAUUUAUAGUCGAACCCAAAUCUAAAAUACCGGGGUAUUACAUUUCCUCCACCCGUAUAGAAUUUUCGUCCCCGAAAUGUGAACUGCCUGAUAAGAGCUGGAAAAAUAACUACUUGGACUCCAACUUAUGGUGUUUGACUGAAAUUUCUCGACUAGGAUAUAACAUAUACCACGUAAAUCCUCGGUAUUAUUUACUUACUAUGCUUGUUGUUAUUUUGAGAAUAACCGUAGUAUAUUGCAUUCAGUGCAGUCAAAAUCGCGCAUUAAAACGCAAGAACUUAC
Linum trigynum is the source of this 2291-nucleotide messenger RNA. Lineage: Eukaryota; Viridiplantae; Streptophyta; Magnoliopsida; Malpighiales; Linaceae. The record is from the annotation of a GenBank genome assembly.